Messenger RNA from Chelonus insularis, 7534 nucleotides. RefSeq names its product tiptop (gene tio). The coding region runs from base 1030 to 5016 and encodes 1328 amino acids. Gene Ontology annotation, cellular component: nucleus. Gene Ontology annotation, biological process: regulation of transcription by RNA polymerase II. Gene Ontology annotation, molecular function: DNA-binding transcription factor activity, RNA polymerase II-specific; DNA binding. NCBI's taxonomy places the organism in Eukaryota, Metazoa, Arthropoda, Insecta, Hymenoptera, Braconidae. The record is from RefSeq and is a predicted model, not a curated record. The transcript is spliced from 4 exons.
CCCGCUCAAUUUCUAAUUUCACGUUGUGAGUUUUGAAAAGCUCGUGCGGGCUUAAUAAUUACAUUAAUCAUUUCAUAUCGCGCUGCAUCCAUUUAGCCAAAAUAUACCGUAGUGGAUACGAACUGUGUAUUACACCAUUUAUUCGAAACUAUUAUCAUUCUCUUACCGAGUAUACAACUAUUUGUGGGCUUUUUUCUAACUUAUUAUUCAAAAGUUUUCCAACCAAGAUGUAUUGUAGAAUUACUGUACAGACAUAAGUUUAUUCAAAUCAACCUAAGCUUCCAACAAUUCAAUGUAAAUGGUCGCGCUAAAUUGAUUGGCGGGAAAAAUAAAUGUUACAAUAGUGGUAAAUAAUAAUGUAUUAUUGAGUAAAUUUAAAAUGAAAAAAUGGCAUAGUGUUGAACAUAAUGUGUGUGGACCAAAUUUUCUAACAGUGACAAUGACAGGAAAGGUAGACAUUAAUCAACCUCGAGGAUGUACCUAAUGCAACACAUUUGAUCUCUUUCUAUUUUCCAAUAAUCAGAGUGUCAGUGGUAUUAAAUAAUCCUCGAGUUGAUAGAAAAUCAAUGAACGGAAGAAAAGUCUGAAGUGUGACAGCAAUCUUGAUGUUCUGAGACGAGUUAGUGCUUUACAAUAUAGUGUAUAAAGUUUCUCAACAUAUAAUUGGUGACAUGAGCUAUUUUAGUAGAUCAGUGUGAGAGUGAUCGAGUUUUAACAUUAGUGAAAAUAGAAUUGAAGCGUUGAAUGACGUUGGAUGAUGAAGAUAAUAUCAGUGCACAUACCUCGGAAAUGAAUGUCAUCGAAAUUUUCGACAGAUAAUUUGUCAGUUAACGGAUUUGAUAGUAAUUAUAAAUCACCAAGACUUUCAUUGACAUCAAAAAUAACCGUUUAAACUUCAAUUGUCAUUCAAUUUUGAUAAAGACAGAUGCCUCGAAGAAAACAACACGCACCGCAACGCAUGAAAUGUAAGUAGUGGUCUCCAAUCGUUUGAAAAGCAAGCGGCCCAUCUCGCCGCGCCGGACGGAAGAUAUGCGCAGCAAGCAGCAACCGAGGCCUUCCUUCCGGUGGCCGCAACAACGCGGCGAUAACGUUACCGGGGAAGAUGGAAUCGAGAGUUCAGGUCCUGGUACAGAACUCCAGGCUGAUGAGGGUGAAUGUAUUGAUGAAGAUGGUCCGAUAAGUCCAAGUGAAAGAAACUGUCCACCUGUAGCUAAAGAAGAUGAUGAAGCUGAUGCAACUGAUGAUGAGGACUCAACUCCGAGUCCCUCAACACCACCUCCAUCAGUAUCUUCAAGGUUAAAUCCUAUCAACGUUCGGGACACAGGACCUCCCGAUAGGGAACCAAUGAGUCCUAGUCCUCGUUGUUCUUCUAGAGAUUCUCGGGGAUCGUCAGGACCGGCAGCUGGAAGUCCUCCACCUCAAGCCAAUAGAAGUAGCGCAAGUCCAGUAAGUCCAAGCAAUCUUGUACCACUGGCAAAUCAUCCCCUAUUACCUCCUCAUUCUGCUGCCGUUAUGGCAGCAUAUAUACAGCAAACCCACCAGAGAUUGCUACUAGGGCACUCACCUUUAUCAGCUCGUGGCUCUGUUUCACCAUUGGUCACUUCUUCGUGUUCACCACCUGCAGCGACGCCUGGUAUUCUUGUCUCACCAACUAGUGGCGGUGAAGUAUCGCCUGCAGCGACUCCAUUACCAACAGUUCUUGACUUUAGUACAAGAAAGACUUCAUCAGCCGAGGAAGAUGAAGACGAGCACAUUUUAAAUCUGAGUAAACCACCUACGCCAUCAUCUUCAAGUGAAACAAAUAAUGGGCCUUUAGAUCUCUCGUUAUCAAGUCGAAAACGACCGAGUCGUGAAGGUGAAUCACCACCGCCCCCUCCAAGAAAAUCAUCGAGACUUGGAUCAAAUACACCUGUUGUUCAUCAAGAAUCCUCAACAACAAUUUCAUCGUAUCCUAGACCACCCGUAGUAUCUCCCUGGACAUCACCAGUUGUUGCAUCACAUUUUCCGUACUUUGCAGCAGCAGUUGCAGCGGCUACUAGUCAACAACAACUUUCUCCGAAAAGUACACCAGUUUUAGGUGAUCAUCAUCAAUUAUGGAAUGGUAAAAUUAAGCCACCAGCAACGUUAGAUAAACCAUAUCAACCAAGUGAAGCAACAAAGGCUUUAGAAAAAAUGAGUGAACUCAGUAAACUUGGAGGAGAAGAACUUUACAGGCCGUCUAGUGGUGUUGGUUCAGGUAAUAGUUCUUCUGGAAGUAAUCCAAGUGGAGCAUCUGGAAGUCGUCAUAGUGCUUGGCAAUCACAUUGGUUAAAUAAAGGUGCUGAUCAAGCUAAAGAUGUACUUAAAUGCGUUUGGUGUAAACAAAGUUUUCCUACUCUUGCAGCAAUGACGACACAUAUGAAAGAAGCUAAACAUUGUGGUGUUAAUAUGCCUGUUCCACCACCAUCAUCGGCUAUUCAUUCACAUUCUUCAUCAAUUCCUACAAUACCUCCAUCUCAACAAACUCAACAGCAGCAACAUCAAUCACAAAAUGCUUCAGCUGGAAGUAGCAAUAAUGGUCAUACAACGCCCAGCAGUAAACAAAGUCCAUCAGAAUUGAAUCUUCUUAUAAAAGAAACAAUGCCACUUCCACGAAAACUCGUACGUGGCCAAGAUGUUUGGUUGGGUAAAGGUGCAGAACAAACGAGACAAAUUUUAAAAUGUAUGUGGUGUGGUCAAAGUUUUCGUUCAUUAGCAGAAAUGACUUCACAUAUGCAACAAACUCAACAUUACACAAAUAUAAUUUCUCAAGAACAAAUUAUAUCAUGGAAAUCAUCAGAUGAGGGUAAAAGUAGUAGUGGAGUCCCUAAUACUGGUAUCGGUAGCACUGGAACAGGUACAAAUACUGGAAUGCCACCUGGAAGUGGAGGACAACAUGGAAAUACUGGUGGUCCAGGAGUGGGAAGUGGUACAAGUAGCCAUGUUAGUGCAGUACUUACUUGUAAAGUUUGUGAUCAAGCAUUUAGCUCUUUAAAAGAGUUAAGUAAUCACAUGGUAAAAAAUUCACAUUAUAAAGAACACAUAAUGCGUUCUAUAACUGAAAGUGGCGGCCGUAGAAGACAAACACGAGAAAAGAGAAAAAAAUCAUUACCUGUACGUAAACUUUUAGAAUUAGAAAGAGCACAAAAUGAAUUUAAAAAUGGUGACACUACUGCUGGAUUAGCGCAUAGUUUAGUAAAACAUGCAGGCAGAAUAACUUGUGAAAAAUGUGGUGAUAAAAUAGAAACUAGUGUUUUUGUAGAACAUAUUCGUCAAUGUAUCGGUGCAGGCACCGUUGGAAUCAAUCAACGUAAUUUUUUAAAGUCUGCUCUUAUGUCUAAUAAUAUGCCACAAGUCCUUCCGUCAACUGAAAGUGGUCGAAAAAGUGUCAAUGAGGACACUUCUUCAGUGUCUUCAAGGCAUCAUCGAUCGCCAUCUUCAGCAAGUGAUACAACAACUCCAGGUAAAGAUACACCAACUCCUAGUGCCAAUGAAUCUACAAGUACUACAUCGUCACCUUCUGUACUUAAUGCAAUUGAAAAAUUAAUUGAAAAAAGUUUCGAUUCACGUGGUCGUCAUGGAUCUACGAGCUUACAUCAUGCUCAACCAGGAGCUCCCAUGGGUUCUAGUAUUCUUAAACGUCUUGGAAUUGAUGAGAGUGUCGAUUAUACUAAACCACUUGUAGAUCCUCAAACGAUGAAUUUAUUACGAAGUUAUCAACAACAGCAUUAUAAUUCUGCAACCGUCGCAGCAAGAAGAGAAAGAAGUGGUAGUGAAUCAAGUUCGAUAUCAGAACGUGGAAGUAACAGAACUGAUACAAUGACUCCGGAAAGACGAUUAGAUCUCUCAGUCAGUCAUGAUCGACUUUCAACUUCUUCGUCAUCUCAACGUCAUCGUAAUUCUCCUGACAAACCAAAUCCAACUCCAAGUCGACACUCGAUGCCUGAAGAAUCCGGUGAUGAAGAGUCUAUAGUUGUAAAAAAAGAACCACGUGAUGAUGAUGGUGAACCACCUAUUAAUGAAGAUGAACCACCGAAAGACAUAAUUGUUAAAAAAGAAAUUGAAGACUCAAGAGAUGAAGAUGAAUCAUCAACUCCUUAUAAUUGUCAUGGACGAAAUAAUAUUCAUGAAAGUACUGAAGAAACAGGAGAAGCAUCUUCACCUCAAAUAAAUCCUCCAACACCACGAUCUGGUGGUCAAGGAGAACAACAACAUCAACAAACAGCUCGAAGUCCUUGUAGAAAUAGUACAAGUAGUCCAGCCAGUAGUGAUCGUUCAGUAACUCCACGAGGAACUCCUGAUACUAAAACAACUAGUAGUCUUGGUGCUCUUUCUUCCAUGUUUGACAAUUUAUCGGGUGGUGGAGGUAGUGGUAAUGGUGGUAAUAGUGGAAUGACUGGUAAUGUCGAAAAUCAAAAUCGGAAAACUAGCAGUCAUCCACUUGCAGCUUUACAAAAACUCUGUGACAAGACUGAAACUCGUGGCCCUAGUAGUUCCAGUAGUACAAGAUCUUUAAAUCCAAGUCAAUCAUUGGCCGUUGGAGGAAGUGGAAGUUCUUCGGGUUCUAAUCAAGGAACAGGACCAACACCAGGAGCUAUACUUGCUUUUAGUUGGGCUUGUAAUGAUGCAGUUGUUACUGCUGAUUCAAUAAUGAAAUGUGCAUUUUGUGAUACACCAUUUAUUUCGAAAGGUGCUUAUAGACAUCAUUUAUCAAAAAUGCAUUUUGUCAAAGACGGAGUUAUUCCUGAUCCUCUAACGAUCGGUAGAUCAGCUGCUGCUGCUGCCGUAGCUUUAGCGGCAUCUCAAUCAACCUCUACCGGACCAUCAAGUCAUAAUGCAUCAUCACCACCAAGUUCACAACGCAACAAAUCACCACCUGUUCCUCAGGCGAAUGGAAGUCCCUCUCAAUCAGCAACCUCACCACUCGAGGAAAGUCCACAUUCAAAAUUUCUCAAGUAUACGGAGCUAGCUAAACAAUUGUCUAGCAAAUACGUAUAGUCCGAGUCCCGUAAGUAGCGGUGCCAUUUGUAUAUAAGUGUAUGUAUAGUAUAAUGACUGCAAACGAGCAACGUAGUCAAAUAGAUAGUAUCCCUUUAUCCUAUUAAAUUCUUAUCGCAUUUUAACGCUGAUGAUCGAAAGAUUGACUGAAGAUACAUCACGUUGAAUGGUUGUAUUGUUGUUACAACGCGAGUAUCAUAAUUGUUUUAAUAAUUCAAAUGAAUCUCUCUUUUGAUCAUUUACGCGUUAUGUGUGUCUGAUAAUUGUCAUUCCUUGUCGACGUAUAUUAGAAUGCGUUCGGCUUAGUAUAACGAUAUUUUCUUCCCCUAAAAUGGGAUAGACUGGUAGGGUGGCUUUAUGCGCUCAUCUUCUCUUACGUUCUCCCUCUCUCCCUCUCCUUCUCUCUCUCCAUGUAAAUUUAUUUUGUAAUUCACAUCAUUUUAUUCUUUAUUGACAUUUUUUGUGUAAUAUAAAUUGUCCAUCAUUUUUAUAAAAAUUUAAAAAUAAUUCCUCUUUAAUUUAAUUGUUUUUCUAAUUACACAUUGUAACUAUUAAUUAAUUAAUAUUUGUACUUGUUUUCUGUCUCUAAAUUAAUCAAUCUUUUUGUCAUAAAAUUAUAAUCAGUAAUUCUUGAAUUUUUUUCUUUAUCUAUGUAUAGAUAAAUAUUAUUUCUGUAUUUAUUUUUAAAAAGAAUAUGUUAAAUGUUUAAAUUUUUAUGUCAAUAAUGCAAAAAAAGAAGUCUAAGACUCAAUAAUGACAAUGACAAACAGAAGAUUUAAAAUUCUCGAAAUAAAUAUACGUGCGUGUGCGUGUACGACAAGUAUGGAGUGGUUAAUUAAUUGUGAUGUCACCAUAUCUCGCGGCAUUGCUGAGUCACGUGGCUCGGCACGCGGCCAAGUUUGUGAUGUUUCUAAUAAAUACUUAAGCAAUUCAAUGCCUGACAAAAGUCGACUAGAAGUCAAAAAAUGGUCAAAUAUAAAAAUUGAUUAUUAAAAUCUGAAAAAAGGAGAAUUAAUUAAGAUUGAUGAAAAAAAAAACAAGAAAAAUAAUCUAAACAUAAAAUAGAAGAAGAAAAAAAAAACAAUUGAUUCGUAAAAAGGCUUAUAUAUCAUCUGUCAUAAAAAUUGACUGUCAGUAUGUAUACCAUUAUUAAUAUAAGAAUUUUAGAAUAUUAAACAUAGAAUAGAUUGGCAUUUGCCUACAUCAAAUGUCUUUAUUGAAAUCUGUAGGAAUAAUGUACAAGAAAACUAUAUUUUAUCGCACAUAAUACACUGAAACAAGAAUUGCAUAAUUGAAAUAACAUAUAUUUAUUUAAUUUUUUAAACCUAAACAUUUACAUUUAUUAUAUCAGACUAAAUGAUUAAUUUAUACAUUUAUAUUUUUUGAUAUUUUCAAUCAAACGAAUAAAAAAAAAAACAUCUUAAUGUCAUCAAAUGGAAGUGAAUUAGGAGAAAAAGAAGCAUAUAAAUAAGAAAAUGAAGAUUUAAAUGAAUAAAUACAGCAGAUAAUUAAUUUGAUAAAUUGUAAAUAAAUUUUUGAUUCAGUGUAUAAUAAAAAAAAAGGGAGAGUUAGAUGAGAAAAGAUGAGUGCGCCACACGGUGCAAUACCGAGAUUUAUUGUAAUAAUAGUAGAUGUCAUCAAUUAAUUAUGUCAAUGUAGCGAUAAUUAUACAUUAUUUUAUUGUAAUAUUUUUGUUUUUAAGUAUGAUGCACGAUAAAUGAUUUAUCGUGGACAGAGACCAUUGUACAUUUUAUUUGUUUAAAGAUAUAUUUAUUAUUGCGUCAAUCGAGAGCCCACUUGUGUCAUUACGUGUAAAAUAUUGUCAUUAUCAUUCGAAUUAUCGCGAUAGUGUGUAUAUUAAAUUGAAAAAUUAUUAUUAUACAUAUAAAUUUAAUAAAAAAUAAUGCCGAACAGUGAUAUUGUAUGAAAAAGGGCGUGAAUGAAUGUGAUAUAUUGAAUGAAUGAAAUUUAGAAACACGAUCAAUGAUGUAGUAAUAAAAAAAAACAAAAAAGUAUAUGGAUGCAUGAUUAAAUAAUGCUGAAUAUAUUGAAAAGUAGAUUAUUGUACGGCUCCAAUUAAUUUCGGAAAAAAAUAGACAUAAAACACUUGUAUACGUAUUCCUUGUAAACUCUAAUUCUUCCAUCGCAAACUUUUAAAGUAUUUAUCAUUAUAAUAAUAUUAACAUUAUUAUUGUAAUUAUAUACGACUGCUGAGAGUAUAAUUAGAUGAUUGAGACACGAAUAUUCGUGGUACUGAGAUACAGAGUGAGUUUAUUGAAUUGUAUUUAAUUCGAUAAUACAUCUAAUACUGAUGAAAACAAAAUUAAUGAGAAAAAAAAUGAAAAUAAAUUAAAACAAAAUUAUUGUAAACUCUAAAAUUUUCAAAAUAAAAAAUAAAUAUUAAAUAAAAUUCAUGUAUGUACACAAUUGGAUAUAUGUAAAUAAAAAUAUAUAUAUCUAAGUGUAUAUGUACAGUAUGAAAAAAAAAACAUUCACAAAAAUAUGCAUCAUGUAUACG